ACCAGCGCCACACCAUGUUUGCUCUGGGUCUGCUCACCUGUGUUGUGCUGAGAGCAUUCAGUGCUCAGGCAGAAGUCGUCGAUGACUUUAAUCAGUGUAUAGAGUUUUUCUACGAAAACACAGAACCAGAAGGAAUGGAUCAGAAUGCCAGGAAAAUCUGUCAGAUGUAUGGUCAACAACGACCCAUGCAGUUUGGUCAAGAAGAACAUGUCCUGGUAUCUCCCAUGCACUCUUAUUACGCUACGCUGUACUCAACACAACACAGGAUUCCUCUCUACAGUGCCUACGUAUUUGAUCGUACAUGCAAGAGCGGCAGGGGAAGGACAAACAUCUGGCACGUCGAGCCACAGAUUUCAGGUUACCCAAUUAGAAAUAUGGUCCGUGAGGGAGACUUGGGAAAACUUGGACUAGAUAAAGACGUUAUUAAAAUAAGUCAAUCCGUGAGCAGUGACUACAGUUUCUCCGGAUAUGAUCGUGGACACCUGAACCCCAGCAGCUUCAACUGCGGUGCUGGCCGUAACGCAACAUUCACUCUGACCAAUGCCGCACCGAUGGGCCCGCGUUUCAACCGUGUCCACUGGAGGAAGUGGGAGAUGACUUUGAGGAGUUUUUUACUAAACCAACAUGAGAGAGAUAAUGGUUUAGCAACAGCCUACAUUGUCACAGGUACGGUACCUGAUGCAGAAGAACGGAUACCACAAAGGGAAAACUCUGAAGACUAUGAAGAAAUCUAUGAAAGGGUGACGGUGCCCUCUCACAUCUGGACGGCUGUCUGUUAUAAACACCACUUUGAUGACAGUGAGUCUUUCUCCUUCAGCUAUAUGGCAGAGAACCAGUCAGAAGAGCCAGGCAUAAACAUGAUGAGUGUCUCAGACCUAGGUAAUCAGCUCAGCAGACUCUACAGUGAGCUCUCAGGAACUCAACAGACAGUUAACAUUUUUGUGGAUGGUUGUUUUGGUGACAAUAAUAAAUUAAACAUGGUCAAGGAGAAGUUUAAAAAGUUAAUAAAUCUUCCAGGGAGACAGGGACUCCACAUGAGCACAGCUGUGCAGAACAUAUAUAGUGCCGUGAAAAGGGCCAUCGGCAGUGACAGCCAAUCAUCUGAAAAGAAAGUCAAGGUGAAAGAGAUGACAGUAAAAUUAGCCUUUGACAGCAUGAACACUUACUAUACUAUGGCUGAGGAUCUGAAGGCUUUUGCUGGAAGUGCUUGUCUUAUAACUCAUGUCAAAUCACCAGUAGGGAAACUUGUGCUCAGGAAGAGGGAGGUAUCCGAGUGGCCGGACGCUGUUGAAUGCCUGCUGGUCCCAGAGAAGCAGAAGACUGCAGCUGAUGGAUCGCAGUGCUCGUACUUCGAGACUAGUGACUUCUGUUUGUGCUACUUAGGACGUUCAAUCAUGCGCUGCUGCUCCUCUCCCUGCCUGUACCAGCCCCAUGUCAAGGGCUACAGGUGUAACUCAGGCCGGACGCAGAUAGAGUGCCCACCGCAGUACUCGCUCAUCACGGCUAAAGGAGAGAGGUGCAGGGAUGAUCACCCCUGCGCCACAUACGGCAACGACUACUACUGGUGUAGCAAGGUCUCUGGCGGCUGGGAUUACUGCAGUCCUCCGCUGUGGAGCAGUAAAGCUAAGAGCGGGAAGUUCUGCCGCAGAGACCAUGCCUGUGCCAAAUAUGGUGAAGAUCACAUGUGGUGCUACACGGAUGAUGAAGGCAGUCAUGACCAGUGCUGUACUUCUGAUGACUGCUACUCAUUUCGAAAAAGUACUGACUGCCGUUCUGCUGUGAACGGCCAAACCUGCAGGUCUGAUCACAUGUGUGGGUACCAUGGCGAAAGCUACCUGUGGUGCUACACAGAUUAUGAAGACCAUCGGGAUUACUGUUGCAAAAAUUGUGCAUAGAUGGUUUACAAUGUGUAGUAUACUGUAAGAAAUAAAUCCGUAAAAUAACAGAAAAAUUACUGGCAUAUCAUUACCGGGACAUUAUCCAUUAAUUUACGGACAUUUCUGUUUGUCAAAUUAAUACAGUAUAUUGUGCCCUAUGAUUAUGACUUAAGCAG
This is a messenger RNA of Rhinichthys klamathensis goyatoka, 2053 nucleotides long. RefSeq lists its product as uncharacterized. Gene Ontology annotation, molecular function: metal ion binding; nucleic acid binding; hydrolase activity. The transcript is spliced from 4 exons. Lineage: Eukaryota; Metazoa; Chordata; Actinopteri; Cypriniformes; Leuciscidae. Bases 15 to 1895 code for a protein of 626 amino acids. The record is from RefSeq and is a predicted model, not a curated record.